UAAUGAAAAUUAAGUUUAGGUUGUCUAUUUGAAUUUAUGGUCGCACAUAAUAACCUUGUCAAAAUGCCGGAAAGCAAAAAAACACGUGAUGGUGUCUGUACGAGCUAUUUUCAACACAAUCAUAACAACAGUAUAAUAAAUCCCAUUUCUAUACAAAUAAAGCAUAAAAACACAGUUAACCUUUGGAUACCCAUCAAAGUUCUCGCAUUAAAACCCGUCACGACACGAAAGCCAUAACCAACACCCGAUAACCGCGAAACAACAAGACACACUUAACACGAAACAUCCAAACUUCCACUAUUCUCGGCACGCUAUAAACCUUCGUCGAAGGCCAGUCGCCAUAGCAACCGUUGCCUAGCAACCACACAUGAUCACAUACUAAGAACAGUUUUAUUCCAGUGUAUUUUGUCGUGUGAUCAUGUCGAGUACCGGCCACAGCCAACAGCCGAGCCUGCAGAGCCAGCAGCCGCAGGCCACACAGGGCCACCGCAGCAGCAACGUCAGCCAGAGCCAGACCUCGCGCUCCUUCAGCCACUACGGACCUGAACUAGACGGACUCACCGACGAGGAACUCGUGGCGCUCGUCGACGACCUAAAAGCGCAAGUCGACCUUCUCAAGCUAGAAAACGAGAUCCUAGAAAACACUAUCAUGAGGCUAGAGCCCGCGCUCAUGCACGGCGUGUACCAGGCGCUGGAGUACGCGACGCGGAUGAACUCUUCCUCCUCGCUCAACAUCGGCAGCUUCGUCAAGUCUCAGGCCUCCAAAUUCGGCUUCAUUGAAUCUCUACUCAUGAGCCCCUCCAAAAUGAUGGCCAGCCCCUCUAGAGCCUCCACACGACGAGUCGACUCAUCCGCCAAGAUAGGAGGAACCACAGCCUUUGGCUUCGGACCCAGAAUCAACAUAUUAGAGCGAUCUGAAUUAGUGUCUACCGAAAUGGAAGUGCUGAUGAAGAAUCUUGAAAAGUCUCGCAAAAGGGCCGGGAGCCAGCAUGCGCUACUGAAGGCACAACUCGAGGAGAUAGGGAACAGAGUGACGGAUAUAGAGAAAGCGACAAAACUGUUUGAACAGGAAGUCAUAGUCGCUGGCUGGGAUAAGAUAGCGCAGAGGAUCCCCGCGGAAAUAUGGAUCAGGUUCUUAACAGAGUGGAUGAAACUGUCUGACAGUCAGAUAGGCAAGUUACGACUUAGAACGAGCACUCUGAACACACAGUACAGUAAGCUGAAAGGCCAGAUCAAGGUGAAGGCGGAGCUGAGCGAGAGCCUGAGGGCGGUAGACUUUGACAAGCUGAAGAUAGAGAACUCCGAGUGUUUGAAGCUGAUAGACCAGAAGCUGAGUCAGCUGGGAGAGCUGAAGAAGAUGACGGGAGACGCCAACCUCAACCUCGCCAUACACAAGAAGGCCAUGAUGGAGCAGAACUCCUACCUGACGAAAGUAUUGAAAACUACGAAGAACAGAGAGAACCAAACUAUAGAGUUGGAUAAAGAGAGAGAUCUCAUACAGAUCCAGGCAGACAUAUUAGCGCAGAGGCUGAACGAGAUCCGGAAAGUCCGGCUGCGGUACCAGGUGCCGGAUGUCAUGGAUUACGUGAAAGUUAAAUCUGUGGUCACGGAUUUGAAACACGGAAUUAAAAUGCUGGAGAAUAGAGUUCACAUCCAACAGAUAGCUCUGACAUCCAUCAACAAGACUCUUCAGACCAUGGCCAGUGAGAUGGAGAAACCGCCCGUCAGCGUCACGAAGGUACAGUAAAAGAAUAUACUUCAAAUCUUCAAUGGGUAUUUUGUUUAACCACCAUCGCAGAAAAGGAGAGUGUUGUGUUCAACAGCUGUGAGAGGAAAGGUUAGCCUCAAGUGUCAUGGUAUCUUUGCCAUCGUCAUUAGAA
This is a messenger RNA of Trichoplusia ni (cabbage looper), 1880 nucleotides long. Its product is annotated as coiled-coil domain-containing protein 113-like. Gene Ontology annotation, cellular component: ciliary basal body; axoneme. The record is from RefSeq and is a predicted model, not a curated record. Lineage: Eukaryota; Metazoa; Arthropoda; Insecta; Lepidoptera; Noctuidae. Gene Ontology annotation, biological process: cilium assembly. The transcript has 2 exons. The coding region runs from base 419 to 1747 and encodes 442 amino acids.